AAGGUUUUAUUAUACGAAACGUGAGCUAAUCAUCACUGAACCGCUUUAACCUUCCUUCAAUAGUAAAGAGAAAUAUAAAAAAAAAUCCUUAUGCUGCAUUAGUCAUAAUGGGGGAAAAACCAACGACAUGAAAUUAGAAAACACUUUUUUUUUCGUCUGAACCGCGCAGAUGAAAAGAUCAUGUGACUACAUUUUUUUCAUAUUUUUUAUCGUGUAAACGUUGAAGUCGAGACGAGUUGGCUGGCGGUCGGUGUAAAAUAUCAUUUUGAGCUCUCACAUUUUGAAACAAUAACUAUGGAAGAAAAUAGCAAGCGUUUGGAUUGAUGUGUAAUAGAGUGAUAAACGGCGUGUUAAGGUGUUUAGACUGAUGAGUGAAUAUCCUUUCAUAAUAUAUAUAUAUAAACGAGACUGACACGUUAAGAUCCACCAACAAUGGAAUCAUGUCCGCCAAACGUCCAGACAACGCCAACUUGGGUGGCACCAGGUGUUAUAGUGACACGGGCGGAAUGUUCCUAUACUGAAAAUGGGCCAGAUUGCAACCUUGCUGACGGGGCGCCGAUGCCCAAUAAAGAGCUUCACCUCUCGGGUGAAGGGAAGACCGCCAGAACAAAGCCCGCCCUCAUUGGCGAGAGAGACGUCCCCCGGCUUGCUGAAACUACAGGGCGAACACGCUGUGCAACAUGCGGGAAGUGGUUCCACAGCCGCCAGCAGCUAUCGCAGCACGCGCUUGUGCACUCUGGUGUCAGGAAAUAUAAAUGCCGCUUCUGUGACCGCGCGUUCAAGCAGCCGUCGCACCUCCAUCAGCAUCACAGAAUACAUACAGGUGAGAAACCAUACACAUGCAGCAUUUCCGGUUGCAACAGAGCCUUUCCCCAGCUAUCCAACCUCAAUCACCACCUUCGGAAUCACGACAAGCCGGAACCGCCCCCGGAAAACACUUGUGUCUUCUGUGACCGGGCGUACGCCAGUGAGACGGUGCUGCGGACACACCUGGAAAAGAUUCAUGGAUGCAGCCCAGAAAGUAUGUCUGCAACGAGGUCUACCAACUAUGACUCCGCGAAAAAGGGAAAACCCAUGUGUUCAAUAAACAACAAUGUGACGUCACAGGGGAUACCUGAGGCUUCUUCUUUACACAGUUAUAUGUUACCCUCGAUAAGACCUACGAUAUCACCUUCGGCCGUUAAUGUGGACAAGAAUAUCGCAUCCCUCAGUAGCGGUUUCGAGAGCGCUGUUAUCAUCCGAACAUUAUAUCCGAAAUCUGUCCCUGCUCCCAAAAACUUUAUCACAAAUACUGGAUUGUAUAGCAGCAUACUAAACGAUAUUCACAAUGGUAAAACGCUGAACAAUACUUGUAUUGAUUUAACAAACAACGAUUAUAAAAAUGUUGACAACAGUGAUUCGGUACCGCCAUUGAAGAAGGCCAGAUUUGUUGUUUCUAACGAAAGUGUUUUACCUGCAAGUGGCAUUAAUAUACCAAAUGCUUAUGUUUCCGGGAUUUACAUUCAACCUAAUGCUGGCAAUUCCAUACCGACCAUGAACCCGUCGAAUAUAAACGGGACCGAGCUAAAUUGUUCACAAGAGAACGGAAUGGAGUUUAUAGAAGACAUUUCUGUCAUGCAAUAUAACUACUCAUUAGGCGAUGAUACAAAUGAUCCCUACGAACAAACAGAUAGACAAAACGGCUUUGCAACCAGCCACGUUAACGGGACCGCCUUGAAUGGUCAUGCAAUAGUAGGUCAUACAGAAGUAAAACAGUAUGGUAACACUAAUUACCCAACGACAGAACUCAACGAAUGGACGGACGGUGGCACCGAUGGGACACUAGAAGGAAACGUCGCGACUGCCUUCCGCUGCCGGAAACGGAAAGCUUCUCAGCCACAGAGAGUUGUGUAUGCGACACAAGAGUAGACUAAACAUUUCCAAAUAUGUCGACGAAUUUGCUCCUUGUUCUCCAUCUCUCAUUCCCUUUAUAUACUUCUCUAAAUAUGCUAAGGGUCAUCGUAUUGUGUCUAACACUGAUUGACUGAUUCCGGUGCUUUAUAGAGAUUAAGCAAUGAUAAAAGAAUGUUUCCACUGUUUGUAACUAAAGCAUAUUCUCACGUCCAAAAUCGAGUGUCAGCACGCACAUAGCUGGUACACAAAUCAAAAGAAGUCAUUUCCGCUAUUAUUUUACUCGCUCAUCAAUCGAUCAAAAACUGUUAAAGGAAUACAUAUAUCAAGAAAUUGAAACUACAAACACCAGCAGCAAAUUGUAUCAAACUGAUAAAGUCAUUGGUUUGCUAAAAAUUGGCCAAAAUAUUUAUUGAUUGGUCAUUAUUUAUCCAAAGAUUAAGAGUAACCAAUCAAAUCAUUCAAAUUUGCAAGCUGGCCUUAAGAUAACCUUUAAACAAUACAUUCAAGUUGUAUACAAUAGGCUGCUGCGGAUAUAUUUGUUUUUAAAGUUAUUUGCACUUGCUUCGCUUUUACAACUCCGAUUGGAUAUGAAAUCCCUUAGAUAUGCCUUCCUUACCUUACAGACGAUUAAAUGCUUAUACCGCUUCCGUAUCAUAACUCUAACCGGUGUUUUAAAGGGGCUGUACUUCGUAUGAUGAAAAAGCGAAAAGAAAAAGAAAACUGUCGAAAACUGACAUAAACUUGGUAUUGAUGUGUACAAUGCAUUAAAACUUACUAACUGAAGUACCACAUAGUUUACAAUUAAUCUAUUUUUCACAGUUUAUUUGGUAUUAUUCCAUUAAAAAAAGAUUACUAGGUAUGUCUACCUAGUAGAAUUCAUUCCCUAUUCGUGAUUUGCUAGUCGAUGUUAUCACGUGAUAAUACCAAGUUAGGUAUAUAGCUGAAAUAUUCCAAUCAUUGAGAAUAAGCCUUCGCAGCACAGUGAAUACAACACUGGUCUGCAAUGUUGGCGACCCCGGUUCGAACCCGGUUUCCGACUCGAUUUUUCUUUACAUUUUGGUAUUUUUUUUACAAUUAUGAUAUCAAAGAGUAAACCAUUUUAUUAAAUAAUUGUCCUGAGAUUCGUUACAGAAAAAAACAACGUUUCUUUGCGCCAAUCUGGUGUACAGUCCCUUUAAUCAAAUCUACGAUUACAUGUAUUUCGAUUAAAUAAAGCAUAUUCUAGUUCGUGUCCACACUUCAUUAUAUAAUUAUUAUUUUUUUAUAUAUAGUUUACGAUCAUAUCACAAAGAACAUAAGAAGUUCAAAUGUAAGAUAAUUUGUUCUGCAAUAUACGACCAUGUCGCAUGUAAUAUACGACCAUAUCACAUGUUAUAUACGACCAUAUCACAUGUAAUUUACGAGCAUAUCACAAACAUCGUUAAGAGUUCUAAUAUGAGUUCGUUUGUUCUUCAAUAUACGACUAUAUCACAUAGAAUAUACAAUUAUAUUAUAUAAAUGGUUAGAAGUUCAAAGAUGAAUAUGUUUGUUAUUAAAUCUACGACCAUA
This is a messenger RNA of Mya arenaria, 3441 nucleotides long. RefSeq names its product zinc finger protein 713-like. The transcript is spliced from 6 exons. The coding region runs from base 433 to 1908 and encodes 491 amino acids. Gene Ontology annotation, cellular component: nucleus. Lineage: Eukaryota; Metazoa; Mollusca; Bivalvia; Myida; Myidae. The record is from RefSeq and is a predicted model, not a curated record.